AUGUCGCCCAUUCUGUUUACGAUUCCAUUCAGGCAAGAACUUCACCCACAGGGAUCCCUGACGACUGGGCAAGGGAAUAGAUUCGUUUUGGCGUCUACCCAAGAACUACAUGAGAAGAUUACAGAAUUAGCGAAUCGGGUUCGCCAGCUAGAGGAUGGGCUUCGAGAGUCACACUUAAAAAUCUCUCACGAGCCACACCCAUUGCUGAGCGAAGAACUAUUGAAAAUAAAAGCACCUCUGCAACGAGAGGCACCCUCUCACAGGAGUCAGCAUCAUGAACCCACGAAGGAGGAAGAAAGCAAUCCCGACGUUGUAGACGCUUUUGGAUCGCUUUCCAUCAGUCCUGUUGGUCGUACGAAAUACUACGGACAAAUUGCUAGCUCAUGGAACGAAGAUGACGAGCCUGAGGCGGAGAGUCACUUAACCGCCCUCCAAAGCCAUCUACCUUAUGAAAUGCUUGAAAAGGCCGCAGCGUUUCCAAUUCACCCAUCACCGACAGCUCAGAUCCCCAUGCCGCACUUGACCUGGUAUCUUCCUAGCGCAGAGCGAACUAUGGAACUCAAGACUGUAUACUUCAGCCAUGCCGCAAUGAUGUAUAACCCAAUUUCAGCCGAAUCUUUCGACACAGAAAUAUACAGCCAGUUCUUCCUUUCAACAGAUGCGUCGCCAACGGAGGAGCCUCUUCUAUCUCACCGCCUAGCUCUCAUGUUCAUAGUCCUCGCCUUGGGCUCCCUGAUGGACACGGUGAAUCAGCCACCUUACAACUUUGAUGCUGAGAAGUAUAAUCAGCUUGCUCGCGCGGCUCUCUUCAGACAUCCUCUAUUCGACGAGCCAACUAUCACUGCCGUACAGGCGCUGGUUAGUGACUUCUCCCUGUAUCCCGCUACUUGGUAUUGA
Pleurotus ostreatus (oyster mushroom) is the source of this 897-nucleotide messenger RNA. RefSeq lists its product as uncharacterized. The transcript has 4 exons. Bases 1 to 897 code for a protein of 298 amino acids. Lineage: Eukaryota; Fungi; Basidiomycota; Agaricomycetes; Agaricales; Pleurotaceae. The record is from RefSeq and is a predicted model, not a curated record.